Messenger RNA from Anolis sagrei ordinatus, 3232 nucleotides. Its product is annotated as zinc finger and SCAN domain-containing protein 30-like. The record is from RefSeq and is a predicted model, not a curated record. Gene Ontology annotation, molecular function: DNA-binding transcription repressor activity, RNA polymerase II-specific. Gene Ontology annotation, biological process: negative regulation of transcription by RNA polymerase II. NCBI's taxonomy places the organism in Eukaryota, Metazoa, Chordata, Lepidosauria, Squamata, Anolidae.
GUCUGGAAUGUACAUUAUUUGAUUGGUGUAGAAUUUAGUCUAUAUAUGUUAUCUGGACAGACUAGAAUGUAGUCUACACAGUCUAGAAUGUAGUCUAGACAGUAGAACAUUGGUCAGACUUUUCAGUAGAACAUCCAUGUGACUUCUCAAACAUUUUCGGGAGAGUCUGGAAGAUACAUUGUCUAGAAAGUCUAGAAUGUAGUCUAGACAGGAGAAUAUCAGCCAGCUUUCUCAAAGAUUGUCUAUAGUCUGGCCUAUACAUUGUCUAGACAGUCUAAAAUAUAGUCUAGACGGUAGAACAUUGGUCAGGCAUCUAAAAGGGAGCCUGCAGGGCCAGUCUAGAACAUAGGGUGGUCUAGAAUGUAGUCUAGACAGUAGACCAUUGGUCAGACUUCUUAAACAUUGUCUAUAGAGUCUGGAAUAUACAUUGUUUAGGCAGUCUAGAAUGUAGUCUAGGCAGUAGAACAUUGGUCAGACUUUUCAAAGAUUGUCUGAAUAGUCUGCAGUAUACAUUGUCUGGGAAGUCUAGAAUUUAAUCUAGACAGUAGAACAUCCAUGUGACUUCUCAAACAUUGUCUGGAGAGUCUGAAUAUAUAUUGUCUGGUCAGUCUAGAAUGUAGUCUAGACAGUAGAACAUUGGUCAGACUUCUCAAACGUUGUCUGAAGAGUCUGGAAUAUACAUUGUUUGUUCAGACUAGAAUGUAGUCUAGACAGUAGAACAUUGGUCAGAGUUCGUAACAUUGAAGAGUCUGGAAUAUACAUUGUCUGGACAGUUUAGAAUGUAGUCUAGACAGUAGAACAUUGGUCAGGCACCUAAACAUUGUUUGGAGUGCCUGGAAUAUACAUUGUCUGAAAAGUCUAGAAUUUAAUCUAGAUCAUAUAACAUCAGUGUGACUUCUCAAACAUUGUCUGGAGUGUCUGGAAUAUACAUUGUCUGAAUAGUCUAGAAUGUAGUCUUGACAGUAGAAUAUCAGUCAGACUUCUCAAACAUAGAUUGUACAGUCUGAAAUAUAAUCUAUUCAGCCCAGAACACUAUCCAGACUUUUCCCUUGUGUGCUGAUCACUUUGGAAGCCCACCUGAAGAUGAAAAUGGAAGAACCCAGAGAUCCUGCAUUAGGGAACGCCUGGGAACGAACUGAGGAGGUGCCUCGCGUCUUUCCGGCUGAAAAUAUCCAAGAGUUCCUGCAUCGGAUAAAAGGCGAACGGCUUCGGAAGGAAUCGUGCGAGUGGAACGAGGCCUUCCAGCAAUGGGAAGACCAAUGGGAGGAAUUCCUGGAGAAGAUGGCUGCUCCUCACGCCAGGUGGGGAACCCCAUGUGGCGCGACUGAGGAGCCCACGCCAUGGGGAGACACGAAGGGCUUUCUGGAGGCCUUUGAGCAAGUGGCCAGGGCUUGUCGGUGGCCCAAGGACGAGUGGGUGGCCCGCCUUUCUCCAGCCCUCAGCGGGGAAGCCAAGCAGGCCUUCGGGCGGCUGGAGACCCGCGACCGAGGUGACUACGGGAGGGUCAAGGCAGCCCUUCUGGAAGGGGACGCCCACGGCCGGGAGAGGCAACGCCAACGCUUCCGGUGCUUCGGAUACCAAGAGGCCGAGGGGCCGCGAGGGGCUUACGGGCAUCUCCGGCAACUGUGCCAGCGGUGGCUGAGACUUGAGCGGCACUCCAAAGAGCAGAUCCUGGAGCUGUUGGUUCUGGAGCAAUUCCUGGCCAUCUUGCCCUCGGAAGUCCGGUUCUGGGUUGGCCAAAGCGUGCCGGAGACCUGCUCCCAGGCGGUGGCCCUGGCAGAGGACUUCCUCCUCCGGCAGCGAGGGACCAAGAACCAAGAGACACAGGUAGGAUUGGAGAAGGAUGCUGAAGACUUCUCUAGGGAUAGCCGGACCUCACCGGAUGUCGAACAAAGACCACCAUGCAUUGAAGGCAAGGAAGAUGGGAAUAGCAUGUUGGGAGCAGAAUGGGCCGGCCCUGAUGAGAAAGAGGAAUGCCUACCGGGAGAUCCAGAACCUGUGGAACUCCCCGCCGCUUCAGCAUGGGAAGGAGCAGGGAAUAUUUACCAAAGCUGUGAGCCAACCAAUACCUCUGGUAGCCAGAGGAGGGCAGAGGCUCAACGGGAAAUCCACCUCCUGGAAAAAGCAAAUGAAGCUGUUCUUUCUUGGGAAAAUGGUGAGGUGAAAACAACUGACCAAGCUGAUGAUACAUGGGCAAGUGAGAACGAGAAACCAGUUGAAACACUAUUGGACAGAAUAAAGUCUGAGGAACUGAAGACUCAAGAUGGGGCAACAAGGCAAAGCGGGAACCACACAGAAAAUUGGGGAGAUAAAUACAUUCCUUACCAGAGCAAAGAUGUCCGUGGGACACCGCCGCAGCCACGGAGAGAUGCAGAAAAGAGAUGGAACGGGUGCCUCCGCGCAGAGAAGGAGGCAAAUGAAAACAUCAGACCUGAAAAGAGUUUCCAUUGGAAUCAGUCUGUGCCCGGUUGCCACGCUGUCCUCAAAGACAAGAAGCUCUACCCCUGUUUGGAGUGCGAAAGAGGCUUCCAUCACAGCUCCAGCCUCCCUUCCCACCCGAGGAGUCCGGCAGCGGAAAGACCCUACAAAUGCUCCGGCUGCGGGAAGAGCCUCAGUUCACACCAGAGAGCAAGGACGUACCAUUGCUUGGAUUGCAACCACACCUUCCACGACCAGCAGAAGAGAAGCCAUGCCGGGGAGAAACCCUAUAAAUGCUCAGAGUGUGGGAAGAGCUUCAGCCAGACCGCCAGCCUCGCUUUGCACCAGCGGACGCACACCGGCGAAAAGCCCUACGGCUGCUCCGAAUGCGACAAAGCUUUCGGCGAUCAGUCGAGUCUGGUUAAACAUAAGAGGAUCCACGCCGGAGAAAAGCCCUUCAAGUGCUUGGACUGCGAGAAGAGUUUCGGCCAAAGCCCGAGCCUGAGUUUGCACCAGCGGAUACAUGCCGGGAAGAGGCCGUAUAACUGUUCCGAUUGCAGCAAGAACUUCUCGGACCCGGCGGGCCUUAUUAAGCACAAGAGGAUUUACACGGGAGACAAGCGCUACGCCUGCAUCCAAUGUGGCAGGAGUUUCAGCCAGAGCAUCAACCUCAAUUCGCACCAGAGAAUCCAUGUGGAGGAAGAAACACCACUAUGAAGUGUUCAAUUUGUUUAGUUCGGGUAUGGGCCAACUUGGGCCCUCCAGGUGUUUUGGACUCCAACUCCCACAAUUCCUAACAGCCUACCGGCUGUUA